AAGCAAACAAACAUCCUACCGCUCUGUAUCAGAGCAACAACACCUUAAGAGAAUACCGCCAGGUAUCCAACGCUGCGAAAACAUGUCGAAUGUGCCUCCACGGACACGUUCCCUGCGCAAGCCAGCAGAGACCAGCACUCGGCUUGGACCAAUUUCUACGGACAAGAACAGUACGCGACUACCAGAACCCCGAUCGAAAACAGAUAGAAACAGCCCCUCCUCUCCCAGCCGACUCCCCAUCAAACCUUCCACGCGAAACGUCUCAUCGGCGACGACAAGGCCACCAAGCUCAACUGGUAGCAUUGCCAGCCUUUCCAGCAAUGCCUCCUCACUGCGUCCGCCUGCAGCUCGAGCCAACAUAGGCAAACGUACCACGGGCGGGUUACAGAGGACAGCCUCAACCCGACCACCAAGCACAAGCCAGAGCACCGAUCCCGUCAAGCAAGACCGAUCCCGACCCCCAAUCACCACCUCUCGCCACCUCCGGUACCCCUCCGCUGGCUCUGGGUCUGCGGGCCCGCAAGCACCAAGCCAUGCGCGUGCGAAAUCUUCCUCUGCAGCCGUAACUGCAUCCACGACCCUCCGACCACCAACUCGCGGGUCCGCUGAAGAGACCGCCCCGCGGCCUGCACCUGCCGGAUCGCAGCCCAAGAGGCCUGCUUUCUCUACCCUGCAGCAGCAUUUCUCACCUGCUAAGAACCUCGCCCCGAAGCCUCACCCGGCUGCUUUCCUGGCGCCUCCAUCGCCAAGCAAAUUACCGUCCAAUAUCGCCAUCUCGGCUGAGACUGCGAAGCUGCAGAAUGAAUUGCUGCAGUUACAUCUACUGCAUAGGGACGCGGCGCGGGUGGAGAAGGAGUGGAGAGCCAGCGCGAAGCGGAAGCUAGGAACGCGGUUCCAGUCGGUGGUUGACCGGAACGAAGCACUGAUCGACCUCGAAGUUGAGGAGAUGGGCAAGAUCAACGCGGCUGCGCUCCAGAAAUGGCGGGAUUCAGGGGCGCCGGGGUGGGGUUUAGAGGAGAAGAUACAAGUGAUCGACGAGGUUGUUGGUGGGGUCUGGAAUCUGGGGGAGGCGGGGGGAAAGCACGCCCGCCUUGUGAGGAAAUUUGAGAGGUGGCUUGGCAAGUGUCAGGAUGUCCUAGAGGCGAGGGUACAGGGUGAUGGCAUCGAAGACGAAGAUCCCGUCUUUCUAGAGCCGCUGGAUGCCGGCUGGAAGGACGAUUGCCUGGUCCUCGGGAGGAAGUUAGAGACAUGGCGGGACCAGCUGAGAGACCUCGGGACCCCAGAUAGCGGAUCAAGCCUGGCCGCCGUGGUCGACGGCUGUCGGCGUUUACUUCGAGGGAUGUUGAUGGAACUGAGUGUGAUGGCGCAGGUCGAGAGGGAUGCCAUGAACAUGGAACUGGAAUGGAUUAAGAGUAUGAAUAAUGAUGUCUCAGACGAUGAUCAAGAUACACCCACCGCUGGUGCUAUUUGGAGGUCUCAGUAGACAGACAGACUACUUGUCAGACUUGGCUCUGCUACUGCGGGAUAAUACAGGGAAAUAAAAACCCUAUGAAUCUACGAAUCUGAUGAAAAUAUCCCCCCCUCUUUUGCCCCUGAGGAGAACUAUUGCAUAUUCGUGCAGAGAUGUAUCAUAAUGCCCUCGCAUGUCGAAUACGGUAUAUAGUAUAAAACAAUAUGAUCGCAGACGAUCUCCUGUGUCCCAUUCAUUUUACAUGUUCCCGUAUGUGUCUACGCCUACGCUGUAUAUACACCUUACCAGAGAGGCAGAUCCACCUCUUUUCCCCCGCAAAAAAAAAAAACGCCUAUCCAGAACUCCCAUUGUCCAGAUACGUAUCACCCUAAUCGUCCCAUUCUUCAUCGAGCUGGUCAAUCAGCCGGUUUUCAUCGUCCGCUCGGUGUCGUCCUCUCCCGGCA
Amorphotheca resinae ATCC 22711 is the source of this 1914-nucleotide messenger RNA. RefSeq lists its product as hypothetical. Lineage: Eukaryota; Fungi; Ascomycota; Leotiomycetes; Helotiales; Amorphothecaceae. The coding region runs from base 83 to 1483 and encodes 466 amino acids. The record is from RefSeq and is a predicted model, not a curated record. The transcript has a single exon.